Messenger RNA from Striga hermonthica, 1736 nucleotides. NCBI's taxonomy places the organism in Eukaryota, Viridiplantae, Streptophyta, Magnoliopsida, Lamiales, Orobanchaceae. The record is from the annotation of a GenBank genome assembly.
ACAAUGGCAUACCGAGUGUGCAAGAGGAUAUACCACAAGAGACUGCACAAUGUGUUGACUCUGAUGUAUUUACACCUGAAUUGCCUCGUCGUAGUGGAAGGGUUGUUCGUCAGCCCGAUCGUUUCAUGUUUGUGGGAGAGUCUUCAGACUUGAUCCCAAGUGAAGAGCAUGAUAGUGAUCCCUGGACCUACAAUGAGGCAAUCCAAGACGUAGAUGCAGAUUCUUGGCAAAAAUCUAUGGAUUCUAAGAUUGAAUCUAUAGAUUUGAUCCGCGAGAAGUACUACCCCAGCUACUAUAGAGCAGAGAUGGAGCGUCAGUUUCUAUCGCUCCAGCAGGGUACUCGUACUGUUGAUGAGUAUGAGAGGGAGUUCACUAGACUUGCAGCUUUUGUUCCUGAUUUGGUUCGCAUGGAGGCCCAGAGAGCACAACGUUUCAUUGACGGGCUUUACCCAGCAGUCCAUCAUAACAUCGUAGGCCACGGGACACAGACGUAUGCUCGUGCUGUUUCGAUUGCCCAGGAGGUGGACGCCAGCAUCAGGAGGGAGGCCGUCCGUGAUCAUCCUCAGCCAUCCGCCCCUGCUCAGUCAUCUUCAGUUCCACCAAUGCCAGCUCUACCAGCUGCCCAGCCACCGAAGAACAACAAGAGGAAGGGGAAAGGUGCCCCGAUGGAUAAGAGGACCCGUCGGAGGCUACAGCAGAUCCCACAGUGCCCGACAUGCGGACGACUUCACCGAGGCGAGUGUCGCUUUGGUCAGGAUGUAUGCUACUACUGUCACGAUCCCGGACACUUCGCGAAUCGUUGUCCGAAGAAGGCGCAACAGCCUCGGCAGCUUCAGCAGCCACCGCAGCAGCAGCAGCCACAGGCCGAGAAGCAGCCAGGUACCAUGUCAGGGAUGGUUGUGCUUAAUAACGUUCCUGUGUUUGCUUUGUUUGAUACUGGAGCGACACAUUCUUUCAUUUCACGCCGAUGUUUUGAUGCCAUCGGAGUUUGCGCUACCACCGCUAUCGAUCGUCUCGAGGUGAGUUUAGCCUCGGGACGAAAGAUAGUGACCUCAUUUAAAGCUUCAGAUCUUAGCCUUUCCAUCAGUGGCCGAGUAUUGUCUACCGACGCAUUUGUUCUCGAGAUGAGGGACUUCGACCUUAUUCUCGGAAUGGAUUGGCUAUCCUUUUAUCAUGCAGAUAUCAGAUGUCAUGACCGGGAGAUUACUCUCUAUCUUCCGGGAGACGAUUCGAUCACUUUCUUUGGAUCCAGGAAUCGUUCAUUGCCUCAUGUUGUUUCGAUGGCAAAAUCCACUAAGUUGCUGCGACGAGGCAACUGCCAGGGUUACCUGGUAAGCCUUGUCGAUGAUUCUCAGAAAGCACGCUCACCUCACGAUGUUCCAGUCGUUCGUGAGUUUGUGGACGUGUUCCCAGACGAGCUUCCGGGAGGACCGCCUAACCGGCAUGUGGAGUUCUCUAUCGAUCUCAUUCCAGGAGCCGGUCCAGUAUCCAAAGCCCCAUACCGUAUGGUGCCAAAGGAGUUGCAGGAGCUUAAGGCACAGAUUCAGGAGCUGUUACGACUCAGUUUUAUCCGACCGAGCGUGUCGCCUUGGGGAUCACCCGUUCUCUUUGAUAAGAAGAAGGACGGAUCUAUGUGCAUGUGUAUCGACUACCGGGAUAUGAACCGGUUGACGAUCAAGAACAAGUAUCCGCUUCCCAGGAUCGACGACUUAUUUGAUCAGUUGAGGGGAGCCUGU